This is a messenger RNA of Carassius carassius (crucian carp), 1586 nucleotides long. RefSeq names its product glucosamine-6-phosphate isomerase 2-like. The record is from RefSeq and is a predicted model, not a curated record. Gene Ontology annotation, biological process: carbohydrate metabolic process; D-glucosamine catabolic process; N-acetylneuraminate catabolic process. Gene Ontology annotation, cellular component: cytoplasm. Lineage: Eukaryota; Metazoa; Chordata; Actinopteri; Cypriniformes; Cyprinidae. Gene Ontology annotation, molecular function: identical protein binding; glucosamine-6-phosphate deaminase activity.
UGGACAGUUGCUCCAACCCGGAAGUGCAUCGUCAGCGCACAUGACCGGGACUCCAUCACAUGAUCAGUGUUUUCAAAGAAAACUUGUAUCCAUUCACCCGGCCGGGGCUGAGAUCCUGCGCUUUAUUACCGCAGAGUCUUAAGGGUUGCAGCGACCUGUUAUCAGUGAGAAGUCAUGAGACUUGUGAUUCUGGACGACUAUGAUCUGUCCAGCGAAUGGGCUGCAAAGUACAUCCGCAACCGGAUCAUCCAGUUCAAACCCAGCGCUGACCGCUACUUCACUUUAGGACUCCCAACAGGGAGCACACCCCUCGGCUGUUAUAAGAAGCUGAUCGAAUAUCACAAGAAUGGAGACCUGUCCUUCAAAUUCGUGAAGACCUUUAACAUGGAUGAGUAUGUGGGUCUGCCCAGGGAUCAUCCCGAGAGCUAUCACUCCUACAUGUGGAACAACUUCUUUAAGCACAUUGACAUCGAGCCCCAGAACACUCAUAUACUGGAUGGCAAUGCGAGCGACCUGCAAGCCGAGUGUGAAGCCUUUGAGCAGCAUAUCACUGCUGCUGGUGGAAUUGAGCUGUUUGUGGGAGGCAUUGGUCCAGGGCACAUUGCCUUUAAUGAGCCCGGCUCCAGUCUUGUGUCCAGGACCAGAGUGAAGACCCUGGCCAAGGACACGAUAGUAGCCAAUGCUCGUUUCUUUGGGAACGAUCUUUCCAAAGUGCCCACAAUGACCCUUACCGUUGGAGUAGGAACAGUGAUGGAUGCCAGAGAGGUCAUGAUUCUGAUCACAGGGGCUCAUAAGGCCUUUGCCCUGUAUAAAGCCAUCGAGGAGGGUGUGAACCACAUGUGGACCGUAUCUGCCUUCCAGCAGCAUCCACGAACCAUUUUUGUUUGUGAUGAAGACGCGACGCUGGAACUCAGGGUCAAAACUGUGAAGUAUUUUAAAGGGCUGAUGCACGUCCACAAUCAGCUAGUUGAGCCGAUGCUCAGCGUGAAGGACUACAUGGACUGAACGCACCAGACGGGACGUCUGGAAAAACAACAGAAAAAUCAGAAUGGCAUGAGUGUGAAUGAGUGAAAACUGGCCUCAGGGACCACAGCAGUUUUGAAUGGUCAUAAAGUGUUGAGAUGUCAACAUCAGCAUAAAAAGUUGUACAAAAUGCCUCUGCUUUCCAUGGUGCCAUGUUUACAUACUCCAACUGGAUCUCUGUCUUAGCCUUUAUAAUUCACUUUUAAACUACUUUAAGGCCAGUAUUAACAGGAAAAGACCAUGGUUUAGGGAAAUUGUACUAAGAAGCACUCUUUAACACUUUCAGCUAAUGUUUACUGUUUUCGAUAACACUAUUAGUUACUGUUCUUUGUGAUAUACAGGCUGUUUCCUUUCUUAAAAAUAUAAGGCACGAGUCUGACAUUUAACUUGUAUUGUAAAACGAGCUUUCAUUUCAUUGAUUCAUUUCAUUUAAUCAGUUUGUGCUGAGUUUUUGUUUUUGGUGUUACUAAACCCUCCUGUACUGUAGUCUGGUGAAUGUUUUUGGAACGAGAGUAUACAUUUUUAUGGGUUUACACAUUUCUUUCCAUUAAAUUGUUAAAAGA